Molecule: messenger RNA, 1749 nt
Organism: Sugiyamaella lignohabitans
Lineage: Eukaryota; Fungi; Ascomycota; Dipodascomycetes; Dipodascales; Trichomonascaceae
Gene: KRS1
Product: lysine--tRNA ligase KRS1
Exons: 1
Coding region: 1-1749 (582 amino acids)
Biological process (GO): lysyl-tRNA aminoacylation
Cellular component (GO): cytoplasm; cytosol
Molecular function (GO): lysine-tRNA ligase activity; tRNA binding; ATP binding
Source: RefSeq, a predicted model, not a curated record
AUGUCUGAUUCCGCUGUUAAGGAGGCUACUGAACAGCUUCAAAAGACUUAUUUGGACGAGGAGACCGGGGAACAGGUCUCCAAGACCGAAUUGAAGAAGCGUCAAAAGGCUAGAGAGGUCGCUAAGAAGAGAGCUGAGAAGGCUGCAGCAGCUGCUGAGAAGGCUGCUGCCAGUGGAGAGGCCAAGCCCAAGGCUAAGCGUGAUGAUGAUAUCAAUCCCAAUCAAUACUUUGAACUCCGUUCUACUCAAAUCAAGGCUUUGAAGGAGACCAAGGCUCCUAAUCCUUAUCCUCACAAGUUCUUUGUCACCAUCAAGAUUAACGAAUUCGUUGAGCAAUACAAGCACUUGAAGAGAGGUGAGGAAUUGAAGGAUGUUGAGGUUUCUCUUGCUGGUAGAAUUCAUGUCAAGCGUGAGUCUGGUACUCAAUUGAAGUUCUACGUCCUCCACGGUGAGGGUACUCAAGUUCAAGUUGUUGCCCAAGCUGUUGGUGAAGAGACUUUACCAGAGAUCCAUGAUUUGCUUCGUAGAGGUGAUAUUGUUGGUGUCAAGGGUUACCCUUAUAGAACUUCUCCCAAGAAGGGUGGUGAAGGUGAGGUUUCAGUUUUCGUCAAGGAAAUCGUUCUGCUUACUCCUUCGCUCCGUAUGUUGCCUACUGAUCACUAUGGUUUCAAGGAUUUGGAGACCAGAUACCGUCAAAGAUAUCUUGAUUUGAUUAUGAACAAUUCUACCAGAGACAAGUUCAUCACUCGUUCCAAGAUCAUUUCUUACAUUCGUAAGUUCUUUGACAGCAGAGACUUCGUCGAGGUUGAGACUCCCAUGAUGAACCAAAUCGCCGGUGGUGCUACUGCCAAGCCUUUCAUUACCCAUCACAACGAUCUCAAUAUGGAUCUUUUCAUGCGUAUUGCUCCUGAGCUUUACCUUAAGGAACUUGUUGUUGGUGGUCUUGAGAGAGUUUAUGAGAUUGGCCGUCAAUUCCGUAACGAAGGUAUUGAUAUGACCCACAACCCCGAAUUCACUACUUGUGAGUUCUACCAAGCUUAUGCUGAUGUCUACGAUCUUAUGGAUACUACUGAGUUGUUGUUCUCUGAGAUGGUUAAGGAGAUCACUGGUUCAUACAAGGUUGAGUACCAACCCCAAGGACCCGAGGGUAAGACCUGGGAGAUCGACUUCUCUCGUCCAUGGAAGAGAUUGGAUAUGAUCGAGACCUUGGAGGAGAAGUUGAAUGUCAAGUUCCCUCCUGGUGACCAACUUCACACUGCCGAGACCAACGAGUUCCUCCGAGGAGUUCUUGCCAAGGUCGGUUUGGAAUGCUCUCCACCUCUUACCAAUGCUCGUAUGCUCGACAAGCUCGUUGGUGAGUACCUUGAAGAGACCUGUAUCAACCCUACUUUCAUCUUCGGCCACCCUCAAAUGAUGUCUCCAUUAGCCAAGUACCACCGUUCCAGACCUGGUUUGUGUGAGCGUUUCGAGGUUUUCGUUGGUACCAAGGAAAUCGCCAACGCUUAUACCGAGUUGAACGAUCCUUUCGACCAACGUGACCGUUUCGAGGAGCAGGCCCGUCAAAAGGACCAAGGUGAUGACGAGGCUCAGCUUAUUGAUGAGACUUUCUGUCAAGCCCUUGAGUAUGGUCUUCCUCCUACUGGUGGUUGGGGAUGUGGUAUCGACCGUAUCGCCAUGUUCUUGACCAACUCCAACUCUAUCAAGGAGGUUCUCCUUUUCCCUGCUAUGAAGCCUGAGGUCAAUAACUAG